UGCGUAUGUCCAAGUCCACCACACUCCCUUAGGCCUUACCCACAAACCAUUUCAAUUACCACGCCACCCACCAAUCUCCCCAUCUCCACAAAAAUGUCAUCGGCCAUAGUCGCAGGCUCCUCCGCCGCCUUCGCCAGAACCUCCAUCGGAGCCCCACCCUUUCCAGCUCCCAACCCAUCUCUGUCUCUUCAGAAAAGUGCUUUCCAAGGGGUGUCCGUACAGGAGGCCAAGAAGGGGGUCUCGCAUUGGUUCGUGGCUGAGAAUGGAGCGCCCAGAGGGAAGACAUGGAAGGGGCUUGAAAUUAAGGCGGCUAAAACGGCUGGUGCUUCCAAGACGAUUGAGGUUGAAGUUGAUAAGCCAUUGGGGCUCACUUUAGGCCAGAAACCUGGCGGUGGGGUUGUCAUCACUGGAGUGGAUGGGGGAGGAAAUGCAGCUAAAUCAGGGCUUAAGGCAGGAGACCAAGUUCUAUACACUAGCAGCUUCUUUGGUGAUGAAUUAUGGCCUGCAGACAAGCUGGGUUUUACCAAAACUGCCAUUCAAGCCAAGCCUGAUUCUGUCUACUUUGUCGUUAGCAGAGGUGCUGAGGUCGAUGUUAAACGUCUCCCGAAGCGACCUGCACCGCCUCGAUUUGGAAGAAAACUCACCGAAGCACAAAAAGCUAAAGCAACUCAUAUAUGUCUCGAUUGUGGAUACAUUUACACUUUAUCGAAACCUUUCGAUGAGCUGGCUGAUGGGUAUGUAUGCCCUCAAUGUAGAGCGCCAAAGAAGAGGUUUGCUAGAUAUGACGUGAACACAGGGAAGGCAGUAGGAGGAGGUUUGCCGCCAAUUGGUGUCAUUGCUGGCUUGGUUGCUGGUAUUGGUGCUGUUGGAGCAUUGCUUGUUUAUGGCCUUCAGUGAUAUCAUUAUACACUCGUACCUCAAAUUAUAUUAAUCUUUUUGUUCACAAA
Cucurbita maxima (winter squash) is the source of this 947-nucleotide messenger RNA. RefSeq lists its product as uncharacterized. The transcript is spliced from 6 exons. Gene Ontology annotation, molecular function: protein binding; iron ion binding. NCBI's taxonomy places the organism in Eukaryota, Viridiplantae, Streptophyta, Magnoliopsida, Cucurbitales, Cucurbitaceae. Bases 94 to 897 code for a protein of 267 amino acids. The record is from RefSeq and is a predicted model, not a curated record.